GAUGAUGAAUAUAAUGGAUAUCAUAUUCCCGCAAAUUCAGUUGUACUUUUAAAUAUAUAUGGAAUUCAUUUUGAUGAGAAAAGAUAUGAAAAUCCUAAAGAGUUUAGACCUGAGAGGUUUUUGGGACUUACGGAAAGAAGUGCAGUUUUAGCAAAUGGAAAUUAUGAGAAUAGAGACCAUUUUAGUUUUGGAGCUGGAAGAAGACUCUGUAUCGGGAUUCAUUUAGCUGAGUUAGAACUUUUGUUGAGUGUCUCGCGUCUUCUUUGGUGUUUCCGAAUAGAAAAUGCAUCACCAUUAGGCAAAGAUGGAAAACCAGUACCAAUUAAUUUAGACAAAGCACGUCUAGGUAUCACUGCUUGGCCUGAAGAAUAUUGUGUUAAAUUAGUUAAAAGACACGACAAUGUUGAAAAGAUUCUGUUUGAUUCAAGUCAAUAA
Messenger RNA from Racocetra persica, 435 nucleotides. The record is from the annotation of a GenBank genome assembly. Lineage: Eukaryota; Fungi; Glomeromycota; Glomeromycetes; Diversisporales; Gigasporaceae.